Molecule: messenger RNA, 1665 nt
Organism: Pseudocercospora fijiensis CIRAD86
Lineage: Eukaryota; Fungi; Ascomycota; Dothideomycetes; Mycosphaerellales; Mycosphaerellaceae
Exons: 5
Coding region: 1-1665 (554 amino acids)
Biological process (GO): transmembrane transport; nucleobase transport
Cellular component (GO): plasma membrane
Molecular function (GO): nucleobase transmembrane transporter activity
Source: RefSeq, a predicted model, not a curated record
AUGCGGAUCUCUCCAGAAACUAAGGCUCGCGCCCGGUAUUGGUCGAAGCGUCUGGAGUGUCCGGUUGACGAGAACGCAGAAUAUCACAACACAUAUUGGUGUAAUCGAGAUCUGAUUCCAAUUCCUGACGACCGACGAACUUGGACUUGGCAGGGCUACUUUGGAUAUUGGGUCAUCUGUGGAGUCAACACAACAGCAUGGUCGGUCGCAGCGUCACUCCAUUCUCUAGGCUUGUCCGUGCCGCAAGCCAUGGGAGUGAUUACCGGAGUGGCAAUCAUUAGUGGAAUGAUUGCUGUGCUCGCUGGAUGGCCAGGCUCCCAUCAGUACAUCGGUUUCACCGUGCUCUCGCGCGGAUCCUGGGGCAUGCGUGGCGGAUUCUGGCCGGUGUUGAAUCGCAUUGUAACUGCCAUUGUGUGGAAUGGUAUCCAGCUGUACUGGGGUGGCCAGUCUGUCAAAAUCAUGUUAGGCGGCAUCAUUGGAGCCCCGUGGGUGAACUUGCGCAAUACACUCCCAGCCUCGGCCAACGUGGAUACCGCCAGCCUUAUAUCAUUCUUCGUCUUCCUAGUCAUCUUUCUGCCAAUCUUGAUGAUACCUCCCGAGAAGUUGCAAUGGCCUUUGAGGGUCACCUUUGUCAUGAUGCUUUCCACAAUGUUCGGGAUGCUGGCGUGGUCGAUAUCGGCUGCAGGCUCGGUCGGCCAUCUUAUGCAUAUGCCAGCGACAGCCAAAGGAUCCAAGCUUUCAUGGGCCGCCGUAUACUCUCUGCAGAGCAUCAUCGGUGCUCAAGCAUCAGGCGCUUUGGGCCAGUCAGACUGGACGCGUUAUGCUAAAACACCCAAUGCGGCAUUGUUCUCUCAGCUCAUAGCAGCUCCCAUUCUCAUCAUCUCAACGGCUGUAUGCGGACUCUUGAUCACCUCGGCGACCAAUGAGAUGUACGGCGUGGCAACCUGGAACCCAUUUGAGCUCCUCCUCUUGAUCCAGCAGCGAUCUCUGAGCCCAGCUGCUCGCGCGGGAACGUUCUUCGCAGGCUUGGGAUUCUUCCUGGACCAGCUGGCGCUGUGUGUCAUCCUGAACUGCGUGUCGGCAGGAAUGGACAUUGCCGCGCUCGCUCCCAAAUGGAUGAACAUUCGACGAGGCGGCUAUCUCAUGUCGGUGAUCUCGGUUGCAAUCGUGCCUUGGAACUAUGUGACCAAGCCAACGACAUUUAUCACUGUGCUCAGCGGAUGGUCGGUCUUCCUGUCUCCCAUGACCGGAAUCGUGAUUGGAGAUUAUUUCCUGGUGCGAGGGCGAGACUACCACCUCGGCGAUUUGUACUGCGGCAACCGUUCGAGUGCUUACUGGUAUGCUGCGGGGUUCAAUUGGCGCGGGAUCAUCGCGUGGUGCAUCGGCAUCGCUCCAACGCUGCCGGGCUUCGUGCGGGCGGUCAAAGAGACUCGGGAUGACACGAUCGCUUGGGACCACGUGUAUGACAUGACAUACUUCUAUGGCUUCUUCAGCGCUUGUGCCGUGCAUGCAGGCUUGCAUUGGCUGUUUCCAGCGCCGCGGCAGACGGGACAUUCCGAUUUUGUGCUGCGAGAGCACGCGGACAUGGUGCGAGGCGGAGAAUGCAGCGCGAGUGCAGAGGUGGAGAGUCAAGAGGUGCAUGCAGAAAAGGCCUUCGAUGGAUAG